CUCAGCCUUCUCCAGAAUUUCCAAAUUUCACUUUCUCGACAACAACACCACACCGAUCAACAAAUCAACAACCUCACCAUAACCCCUCACAACACUCCCACAAACAAAUACCAACAAUGGCGACCACCCCCCCAUCCAUCGCCAUCCCAGGCCAGCCCCUCGGCGCCUCAACCAAAUACAUCCCAGGCCCAGGAACGCACCUCCACCUCUCCCAAAUCCACGCCUCAAUCCUCGGACCCAUCCACCUCACCCACCCCCCCAAGCCCGUCGGUCCUCAAAAGCGUCUCACCAAGAUCACUCCCUCCGCGCCGACACCCCUGCCUACCAUCUCUGUCCUGCGCAGCCCGGCACUCGAUACCAAGCCCGGCGAGGUGCAGACGGCGAAGCGAGAGGCCAUUCCAGAGGUCAGCAGUAUUGUGCUGUGCCGCGUGACGAGGAUCACAGCGAGGCAGGCGAGUGUGGCGAUUCUAGUGGUGGGAGAGACGGUUGGUGAGGGGGAGUGGCAGGGCGUUGUGAGGGUUCAGGAUGUGCGUGCUACGGAGAAGGAUAGGGUGAAGAUUGCGGAGAGCUUCAGACCGGGGGAUGUGGUUAGGGCUAUUGUGAUCUCCCUCGGCGAUCAGUCAAACUACUACCUCUCCACCGCCCGAAACGACCUCGGCGUCCUCAUGGCCACCAGCGACGCCGGCAACGCCAUGCACCCCGUCAGCUGGCGCGAGUACCGCGACCCCGUGACCGGCACCAGUGAGCUGCGCAAGGGACAAACAAUCGCAUGUGACACCAAGCCCAUCAUCGAGCUUGGCAGCAUCACGCCGCCGGUCCGAGAAACCACACCCUACUGCGUACUCUCACUCCUCUCAGCCGUCUCAGCGGCGAGGGCUUCCACCGGCUCCCCCCCCGACGUGACCGCUCCGCCGCCCAAAGACCGCUCUAGAACUACCGACCCCCAUGCCGUGCGCGAUAGGGGUGUGGACCCAGUGGACCCCCCCCUCGCCUCGUCGUCCGUGCGUCCGGGGAGGUAA
Molecule: messenger RNA, 1019 nt
Organism: Pseudogymnoascus destructans
Lineage: Eukaryota; Fungi; Ascomycota; Leotiomycetes; Thelebolales; Thelebolaceae
Gene: CSL4
Product: exosome 3'->5 exonuclease subunit ski4 (Csl4)
Exons: 3
Coding region: 117-1019 (300 amino acids)
Biological process (GO): RNA processing
Cellular component (GO): nuclear exosome (RNase complex); cytoplasm
Molecular function (GO): RNA binding
Source: RefSeq, a predicted model, not a curated record